CCGGGCCCGCCCGGGGCCCCCCGACCCUAAUGCCAGGCGGUCCCCGGAGACUUCCCCGGCGUGCUCCGGGCUCUUAUAAUUAGCUGGGCCCAGCGGCUCUGAAAGUCCAGGCGUUCCGUGACUUUGGCCAACGUGGAAGCCUUUCCUCUUAACCAAAGCACCUCCACUGGGUCUUCACCUAAAUCUCCUUUCCACGAGCGACAUUAGUGCUUGGUCAUUGGGGUCUCCUUGCUCCCUGUUGCCUGACCGUUUUCAACACCUAAGUCUUUCCUGUCUCCAGGCCAGGCUCUUCCCAGCCCAGCGCCUCUGAUGCAGCAGCUCCCCGGCCACGGCCCCUCACACUUUGGCUUUUUUUUCCCCCCCCUCCUUCUUCUUCCUUCCUAAGUUAACUUAAAAGCAACCCUCAUCUCGCAUUUCUUACCCGGCCGUUACUAGAAUUCCCAGUAAGCUCCCAGGUCUGGUCCUUCAUUAGGGCCCCGGCCCUGGGAGAUGCUAAGUCAAUUGUUGUUGGCCCAUUCUUUCCUCCACCCGCCCCAGUCUCACUGCCCUCUCCUUAUUGCUGCUUGCCCAAAGAUCAGCCUCCACACAACCUCUCCACUGCUCCUCUGAGCUGGCAGUUAGUUGCACCUUAGCCCUCCACCCCCCGCCUCUGCAUCUGAAGCCCUAUGGGCGCCGGCAGGGUAGUCCCCUUUGCCACUCAUGAUGUGGGAGUUCGCUCUCCAGGUCCUUCAUCUGUACUGUUCCCUGUGUGUCUCAGGCCACCCACCCUCACUCAGCUCCAGUCUUAGUUUCUAGUUGUUGGUGUGGUGUGUAAUUGGGAAGGAUCGAGAUGGAUCUGGAUUUUGUGUUGCUGCCUUGGUCUGGGGACCCAGGGCCUUAGGAGACCUACAUGGUGAUUACAGUCAAGUGAGUUGUGUUCCUAGACCUCUGGCCCGGCUUUUUAAGCCAGGGGACAGAUUAGUAUUGUUGCCGUUUGAGAAAUUAAAGGACUGUAGUUUGUUGUUGUCUGUGGUUGGAGUUAGGGGUAGAAAGAGUAGUCUCAAUUUAAACAGCAAGGGAGAAGAGAUUGCUACGUGAAAGAUUUAUAAAACUAAAGGAAAUUUAAAACGGCCUGAAACUCACAAAGUACUCAGGGUGCUUCUGCUGCUAGUGCAUCCCUUCUCCAGUCUCGAACAGAGUGUCUGGGGACAUGGGGUCCCCUGUGGGGCCAGCUGCAUCCUUCCUUCCUUGUUUUCCCUGGCUAGGUCCCAAGACUGGGCAAGUGGGUAGAAGGGAUCAAAUGAGGUAACGUGUGAAAGCGCUUUGAAAACUUAACUGGUAAACGUGCCAAGGGCCGUUAUUUGUCAUGAUGGCUCAGAGAGGAGAGAGCUGGGAUCCCUCACCAGGUGGGGGGAACAUGGGCUUGCACCCCUUUCUGAGCUUUCUCAGUUACCCUCCCGGGCCUGGAGGAUCUUCGCAUCCUGAGAAAGGGCAGAGUCACUUCCCAGCAGGUUUGGGACUGGGCGGUUGUUGGUUGCUCGGAUGUCGGGGAAUUUGGGACUCCACUUCUGUUAAUAGUGGUACCUUUCUGUGCCAAGGCACAUAGCUCUGGAAUGGGGCUAAUUUUAGGGUUGAUGGAAUGAGGAAAUAACGUUAACUUAGCGUGUGCUAGGACUGCCCAUUCUUGGGAUCUUUUUCUUCUCAGAGUUCUGAACCCCAGAGAACGGGCUUCCCUCCUGUUCCUGCAAGCCUGUUGUGAACACCCUGGACCAGUAUAUCUUUUUCCCUCAACUCCAGCAGGGGGCAGCCUUUUAAUAGCAAUAAAUCUAAAGCUCGGAGGGAGAGGGUAUACCAAGGCCUGAGAAAGAAGAUGGGACAGAGGGCUGGAGGGAGCCGGGCAGGCAGAUGAGGCAGGCAGGUGCUGAAGGUAGGGGUGGCGGGUAAGCGGGAAAGAGCCUGGAGGAGACACUUAGAUCAAGAAGCCAGGAAAGGGUGCUGCCCCCAGUCCUGUCUGCUGUCUGUCCCGGCCCUUUCCUUCACUGGAAAGGGAUCCAAACAGGUGGCUUCGAGAGUUUGUGAUAGAGAAACUUUGCACAGUUUUUUUAAUCUCUUCUUAAGGAUUUCCCUCCUGGCAGGGUUUCAGAUUUCUCUCAAGGGACAGUAUAAUUAGGAAAAGAUUUCCCUGCUUUUAGGGGAGACUGAACUGAAAUAAAUUUGGUUUCUCCUGUCUUCUGUUCUUCCCCGUAAACACAGAGCAGGCUUUACCUGCGCUUGUGAUACGGAGGAGGCGUCCUCAGCCCGGGCACUGUCGCCGCAUUGGGCCCACUAAUUUCUUGUUUUGGGGGGCUGUCAUGCGCCUUGUUGGAGGCCAGUAGCGCCUUUCAAGUCACGCCUACCAAAACCGAAUCCAGAUACUGCCACAUGUGCCCUGGAGCGCAGGCGCCCCCGGUUGAGAACCCCUGGCUCAGAGGACACAGAAGCACGCCUGGUCGGAAGGUGGGAACCACCAGCAGCUCGUGUGCUGCUUCUCAGUGCUUCCUUUGGUCUGAAGGACGACCCGGCAGCCACCGGCUGCUGGACCAGGUCCCCCUGUGGCCAGGCCAGCCCAGAGACGUGACUUUCCUCCAGCCGCUCCUCUGCUUCCUCCGCUCUGACUGCCUUUCCUUGCUUCUGCAGUUUCCCUGCUUCUCACACCGGGAACCACUUUUCCUCAGUUUGCCAGUCUGCGACCAGGACAGAAAGGUGAAGGCCGGAAGAGGAGAGCUGCCUUUGCCACUCCCUGGAAGGGAGGGAGGAAUCGUGGAGUCUUGGACUUGAUGGAAACUGUGGAGGCACUCUGGUCCGGCUUCCUCCCCAGCCAGUGAGGGAAGCCCUUGUGCAGCUCCCUGAGACCUCACCCACCCAUCCUUGCUCAGAACCGCCAGGGAUGCACUGCCCCCUGAGAGCCUCUCCUGCUGUUCCUUAGGAGGACAGGUCGCUGCCACUGCCACUACUUCUGUCAACCUCAUUUUUACUUUAUGGAUCUUUCCCUGAUGUGAAGCUCCCUCCCUGGACACCACUGUAGUCAGGUCAGCGUCCUGUAGCUUGGAGACCUUGGUUCAUUCCAGGACAGGCCCCUGCCUGAAGAGAGCCCCGGCCCGGCCCUACCUGCUUCCUGGGGCAAGGCUGCCAGGUCUUCCCCCGUUGAGACAGUUCACUUAACUCAUGGUGUGAGUGGCACGUGGCUGGCUUAGGUGUUUGGAGAGUGAACGCCAGGUCCCCCCCUUGUCCCUUCAGCCCCUCGGACCUUGAGGAUACACCUGGCUCCACAAUGGCAGCAGAGACCCUCAAUUUUGGGCCUGAGUGGCUGAGGGCCCUUUCCAGCGGUGGCAGUGUGGCCUCUCCACCCCCGUCCCCUGCCAUGCCCAAAUACAAGCUGGCUGACUAUCGCUACGGGCGAGAAGAGAUGCUGGCUCUCUACGUCAAGGAGAACAAGGUACCCGAUGAGCUGCAGGACAAGGAGUUUGCUGCGGUGCUGCAGGAGGAGCCACUGCAGCCCCUGGCGCUGGAGCCUUUGACUGAGGAGGAGCAGAGAAACUUCUCCCUGUCCGUGAACAGUGUGGCUGUGCUGAGGCUGAUGGGGAAGGGGGCCGGCCCCCCCCUAGGUGGCGCCUCCCGCGGCAGGGGCAGCACUCGGAGCCGAGGCCGAGGCCGUGGUGACAGUUGCUUUUACCAAAGAAGCAUCGAAGAAGGCGAAGGGGCCUUUGGUCGAAACCCCCGGGAGAUCCAGCGUAGCCAGAGUUGGGAUGACAGAGGCGAGAGAAGGUUUGAGAAGUCGGCCAGGAGGGAUGGAGCGCGAUCCGGGUUUGAGGAGGGAGGGGCUGGCCCGAGGAAGGAACAUGCCCGCUCAGAUAGCGAGAAUUGGCGUUCUCUCCGAGAGGAGCAAGAGGAAGAGGAGGAAGGCAGUUGGAGACUUGGGGCAGGACCCCGGCGAGAUGGCGACCGCUGGCGCUCAGCCAGCCCUGAUAGCGGUCCCCGCUCUGCUGGCUGGCGGGAACAUGGGGACCGGCGUCGCAAGUUUGAAUUUGAUAUUCGAGGGGAUCGAGGAGGGUGUGGUGAAGAGGAGGGGCGGGGUGGGGGAGGCAGCGCUCACCUGCGGAGGUGCCGAGGGCCUGACGGCUUUGAGGAGGACAAGGAUGGGCUCCCCGAAUGGUGCCUGGACGACGAGGAUGAGGAGAUGGGCACCUUUGAUGCCUCUGGGGCCUUUCUGCCUCUCAAGAAGGGCCCCAAGGAGCCUAUUCCUGAGGAGCAGGAGCUCGACUUCCAGGGCCUGGAGGAAGAGGAGGAAGAACCUUCUGAAGCGCUAGAUGAGGCGGGCCCUGAGGCGGGAGGGAAGGAGCUGACCCCACUGCCUCCCCAGGAGGAAAACUCCAGCUCCCCACCCCCACUGCCCACCUUGGGCCCGCUCUGGGGAACUAACGGGGAAGGCGACGAUGCUACAGAGAAAGACCUGCCGGCGACUGAAGACGAUAUGAGGGGGAUGCAGCUGAGUCCCGGGGUGGGCUCACCCCCUGGUCCACCCGGAGAUCUGGAGGAUGAUGAAGGCCUGAAGCACCUGCAGCAGGAGGCAGAGAAGCUGGUGGCCUCCCUGCAGGACAGCUCCCUGGAGGAAGAGCAGUUUACGGCUGCCAUGCAGGCCCAGGGUCUGCGCCACUCAGCAGCUGCCACUGCCCUCCCUCUCAGCCACGGUGCGGCCCGGAAGUGGUUCUACAAGGACCCACAGGGGGAGAUCCAAGGCCCCUUUACAACACAGGAGAUGGCGGAGUGGUUCCAGGCGGGCUAUUUUUCCAUGGCACUGCUUGUGAAGCGGGGCUGUGAUGAGGGCUUCCAGCCACUGGGUGAGGUGAUCAAGAUGUGGGGUCGCGUGCCCUUUGCCCCGGGACCCUCACCACCCCCACUGCUGGGCAACAUGGACCAGGAGCGGCUGAAGAAGCAGCAGGAGCUGGCGGCCGCGGCCUUGUACCAGCAGCUGCAGCACCAGCAGUUUCUGCAGCUGGUUGGCAGCCGGCAGCUCCCGCAGUGCGCGCUCCGGGAAAAGGCCGCUCUGGGGGACCUGACGCCGCCCCAGCAGCAGCUCACUGCGUUCCUACAGCAGCUCCAAGCUCUCAAACCGCCCAGAGGCGGGGACCAGAACCUGCUCCCGACCAUGAACCGGUCCUUGUCGGUGCCGGAUUCGGGCCCCCUCUGGGACAUACAUACCUCAGCCUCAUCACAGUCAGGCGGUGAGGCCAGUCUUUGGGACAUACCAAUUAACUCUUCGACUCAGGGUCCAAUUCUAGAACAACUCCAGCUGCAACACAAAUUCCAAGAGCGCAGAGAAGUGGAGCUCAGGGCGAAGCGGGAGGAGGAGGAGCGCAAGCGGCGGGAGGAGAAGCGCCGGCAGCAGCAGCAGCAGGAGGAGCAGAAGCGGCGGCAGGAAGAAGAAGAGCUGUUUCGGCGCAAGCAGGUGCGGCAGCAGGAGCUCCUGCUGAAGCUGCUGCAGCAGCAGCAGGCAGCAGCCGCUGUCCCGGCGUCCCCCGCACCCAGCUCCCCGCCACCGUUGUGGGCCGGCCUGGCCAAGCAGGGGCUGUCCAUGAAGACGCUGCUGGAGCUGCAGCUGGAGGGCGAGCGGCAGCUGCAUAAGCAGCCCCCACCUCGGGAGCCGUCGCGGGCCCAGGCCCCCAACCACCGUGUGCAGCUCGGGGGCCUGGGCGCUGCUCCUCUGAACCAGUGGGUGUCUGAGGCUGGGCCACUGUGGGGCGGGCCCGACAAGAGUGGGGGCAGCAGCGGUGGCCUGGGGCUCUGGGAGGACACCCUCAAGAGCAGCGGGAGCCUGGCCCGCAGCCUGGGCCUGAAGAACAGCCGGAGCAGCCCCUCUCUCAGUGACUCGUACAGCCACCUGUCAGGCCGGCCCGUGCGCAAAAAGACAGAGGAGGAAGAGAAGCUGCUGAAGCUGCUCCAGGGCAUCCCCAGGCCCCAGGACGGCUUCACCCAGUGGUGUGAGCAGAUGCUGCACACAUUGAGCACCACAGGCAGCCUGGACGUGCCCAUGGCUGUAGCGAUCCUCAAGGAGGUAGAAUCCCCCUACGAUGUCCACGAUUAUAUCCGGUCCUGCUUGGGGGACACGCUGGAAGCCAAAGAAUUUGCCAAACAGUUCCUGGAGCGGAGGGCCAAACAGAAAGCCAGCCAGCAGCGGCAGCAGGAGGCUUGGCUGAGCAGCGGCUCCCUGCAGACAGCCUUUCAGACCAACCACAGCACCAAACUCGGCCCUGGGGAGGGCAGCAAGGCCAAGAGGCGGGCUCUGAUGCUGCACUCGGAUCCCAGCAUCUUGGGGUACUCCCUGCACGGACCUUCUGGUGAGAUCGAGAGCGUGGAUGACUACUGACCAGCCCGUCCCACCAGCCCCUGGGCUGUAGGCCAGGGGCAGCAGCAGCGGCUUGGACCCUUGGGUCCCCAGCCUGCAGGCUCCCCACGGGAGCAUAGGAGGAAGCAGGGGCAGGGUCCCCAGCACUUGUUACAAACCACACGAUGCACCUUAACUCACCCACCACGAGGCACUUUACAGAUUGGGGGGGAAGGGUUUUUGGUUUUUUUGUUUUUUGGGUUUUUUUUUUUUGUUGUUUUGUUUUUCUUUUUUUAAAAAGCAUUUUAAACCGCAUUGAAGAAAACUGUUAGGAGAGACAAAAAAAAAUUGUUAAAAACUAGACUCUAAGCACCCCUUCCCCCUGUAGGGACAGUGAGGGUGACAAUGGAAGGUCCACAGAGGUCUUUUGGGGUUUUUUUUGUGUAUGUGUGUGUGUGUGUGUGUGUGUGUUUUGUUUUUUGUUUUUGUUUUUUAAGAAAAAAGAAAAUGGAAAAAAAAAAAAGGUUAGGAGAUUUAAGGAAAAAAAAAACCACACUGUUAUUUUGGGGCAGUGGGGACACAGGCCCCAUGGACCUGUCCUGCCUGGCCCCCAAGGCUGCACUUACCCUCCCUGCCCCGCAAGGUGGGCCAUUGGGGUAACUGGAAGCUGGGGUGCCAGCAGUUUGCACAGCGAGGCCCCCUCAGCCCCGCCAGCCGGACCCGCUGUGAACGGCUCCCUUUGUUGCUGUGACCGUGGCAGAGGUGUCCGUGGUGGGGGCCAAAGUAGCCCCUUGGCUUUGCUGCUUUAGGGGAAAGUUGCACAAAUGGGCCGGGCCGCCUCAGCUCUCUAGGCUGCCAUCCUGUGCUGGCUGACGGUGGGGAGGGGGAGAGGGCCAGCCGGUGCCAAUCUCUUCUGGCCGUCAGGGUGACAGAACUUCCACUCUGGCCCUGGUGAGGGGCUUCUCCCACUGCUGCCAUUUGGGGGGACGGCCUGGGUGUGAAGCUGAAAGCCUCAGCUCCCUGCCUUGCCACAUGAAUGUAUUCUUCGGGCCACAAGCCCCUGCUGCGCCUUCUGCCUCAACCCCGUGCGAGGUGGGAGUAGAGCAGUUCCUCCGGGAGCUGGAGAGAGAGGCACCACUUACUGUUUUCUCCUGUGAAAGGGGCAAGAGGAGGGCCUAGGAGGCCAAGGGAGUGGGCAGCAUGGGGCUUCGGGUUGCAGUGUGGGGGCUGUCAGAAUGGAGCUCCCCCCGCCUGCAGCCAGCUGUGUGGGAAGUGGACCACCCAGCCCUGCUCUGACCCCCCCCCCCCAUUGACCAAAUGGGAGAGGAGCCGGUGGCCUCUCCCCCUCCCUGCUCCCCUGAUGCGUUUUUAAUGUUGGGUAAGGUGUGGGGGUCAAGAAUAGAAGUGUUGUCUCUCCUGGGUCAGGGGAAGGCCACCCUUCUGUUGCUCACCAACUUCUCAUUCCCAAUCACCUGCCUGGGUUUGUCUCCAUUUGUGUGUGUUUUCUUUUCUUUUCUUUUCUUUUUUUUUUUUUUUAACAGUUUGUUGUAUCUUUUGGGUUUCUCAUCUAACUUCUCCCAUUGACCUCAUUGCUCAGAGUGCAGUAUUAGGGCAGGAAUCUGCCACUGCCUCCCCUCCAUGAAUGUAUUUGUCCUUCCUGCCCUGGGGAAAUGGGGAGUGGCCCAUUUUCUUUCCCCAUCCAUUCUUAGACCACAUUUUUUUUUGUUCUUUUUUUGUUUUGUUUUGCACCAAAGUGGCAACUGGGUCAGUGUUGGGGGAUAAAGCUGGCCUCGGGGGUGGAGGGGCACCCUCCACCUGCUUCUCCCUGGUUUCAACAGUGUUAGCGUCCGUGAAAAGACAAUAUUCUCUCUAAAGCAAUAAGGGGGUGAUGGGCCAGGGGGAAAUGUCUUGCUGCUGCUGGCCCCCCAGCUCCCCCCCUUCCUCACGCCAGUAUUUGGCGGCAUUAGAGGUGUCGGGGGGAGUACUGUUGUGACUGAAUGUAACCGCCCCCACCCCUGCCGCAGCCAAUGCAGGGGAGGGGGGUGACACUCUUCCCUGUUUCUUCCUUCCCCUUCCCCCCAGCUAAAGAGACUUUGAACUUAGGGGGCCCUUGAGCCUGGAGAGGCCUUAACCCUGUGAGGAAGUGUAGGGGGGGCCCUCUCCCACCCCCAUCCCCUUCUGAGAGUGGUCAAUGUUUACAAGCCCCUGAGCCCCCCAGCCCAGGGACUCCACCCCCAUUGCUGUCCUUUCCCACCCGUCUUCCUGGGCCCCAGCUGCUCUCCCACCCUCCUGGGUUGGGGUGGGUGCAGGGGCUGUUCUGUAUCCCCUUGUCUGCCUUGGACCCACAAUCUCCCCCACCCUCACCCUGUGUGACUCCCCUCUCUUCUACCUGCCCCUGUAAAUAUUCCCCUUCCCCCAAUAAAACUUGGUGUGUGUUCUCCCCUCUUGA
Herpailurus yagouaroundi (jaguarundi) is the source of this 8789-nucleotide messenger RNA. It is a transcript of the gene GIGYF1, whose product is annotated as GRB10 interacting GYF protein 1. The record is from RefSeq and is a predicted model, not a curated record. Gene Ontology annotation, molecular function: protein binding. NCBI's taxonomy places the organism in Eukaryota, Metazoa, Chordata, Mammalia, Carnivora, Felidae. Bases 3290 to 6382 code for a protein of 1030 amino acids. Gene Ontology annotation, cellular component: cytosol. The transcript is spliced from 28 exons. Gene Ontology annotation, biological process: insulin-like growth factor receptor signaling pathway.